Molecule: messenger RNA, 801 nt
Organism: Zasmidium cellare ATCC 36951
Lineage: Eukaryota; Fungi; Ascomycota; Dothideomycetes; Mycosphaerellales; Mycosphaerellaceae
Exons: 2
Coding region: 1-801 (266 amino acids)
Cellular component (GO): cytoplasm
Source: RefSeq, a predicted model, not a curated record
AUGGAUGAGCAGGUGGAUAGACUGGUCAAGAAGGUAUGGGACAAAACUCAGGAUCUGCCGCAGAGUAAGAGAUACUUGGUGGCUGUCUCUGGCAUUCCGGGCUCAGGAAAGACCACUCUCGCGGCGAAAGUCGCAGAUGGCUUGAACGAGCUAUGGCGUUCGAAAUCUCUAGCACGAGCGUCUGAAGCAUCCGUUGCGACCUUCUUACCCAUGGAUGGCUACCACCUCACACGCGCCCAGCUCGACGCCAUGCCCGACGCUCGAAGCGCCCACGCCCGAAGAGGAGCAGCAUUCACAUUCGAUGCGCCAGCGUUCCUCUCACUAGUCAAGAAGCUCAGAGAGCCGAUAUGUCCGGAGACAGGCACAAUCUACGCGCCCAGCUUCGACCACGCGAAGAAAGACCCCGUAGAAAACGAUCUAUCUAUUCGCAAGUCUGCGCGGAUAAUAGUCAUGGAGGGAAACUAUCUCUCGCUCGGCACAGGUGCAACAGAGUGGAAAGAGGCGGCGGAAAUGAUGGACGAGCUGUGGUUUGUGGAUGUGCCUGAAGAGACGGCGCGCAAGAGACUGAUAGCACGGCACGUCGCGAGCGGGAUUGCAACGGACGAGCAAGAUGCUGCGAAGAGGGCGGAUGAGAAUGAUCUCGUCAAUGGGAGAGAGAUUAUUGAUGGCAGGCUGGAGGUGCAUGAGAUGAUAUAUUCAAAGGAGGAUCAUAAAUGGACUCCUGAACAGCAGGGGAUUGACAAAGAGAGGGACGAGGCGAAGGACGAGAGGAGACGGAGCAGUAUGCAUGGUGUGAUAUAG